AUGGGUAAUAAGUGGUGCAAAUUAAUGGAAUAUCUUUACGGCACUGCAUCUUCGAUUUCGAGAGAUUUGGUGUGUGGAACAAUAAAUGAAAUACGUUACCUUUGCUGCUUCAACAAUUUAGUUAAAGAGCUUGAAAAAGAAGAAGGGAAUUUGAUUGCAACAAGAGACAGUGUAAGAGAUCGUGUUGAACAAGCUCAUAAACAAACAAAAAAGACUGCACAAGUUGUUCACAAGUGGUUAAAGGAAGCUAAUGCUGACAUAGACAACGUAGACGAGUUACUAAAGAAGGCAAGAACAAAGAAGAGCUAUUGUUUUGGGCAUUGUCCGAAUUGGAUUUGGCGGUACUGUCUGGGCAAGAAGUUAGCCAAGAAAAAGAAAGACCUUAAAACAUAUAUUGAAGAAGGUAGACAGUAUAUACAACUUGAAAGCCCUGCUUCACUUGCAGGCUAUUUUUCUUCGGAAAAAUGUUGGGAAUUUGAAAGUAGAAAAUCUGCUUAUGAGGAGCUAAUGAAUGCACUAGAAGAUGAUGAGGUUUCCAUGAUUGGAUUGUAUGGGAUGGGGGGUUGUGGUAAAACGAUGUUGGCAAUGGAAGUAAUGAAGAGAGCAAAUCUUCUUUUUGACAAAGUGCUUUUUGUGCCGGUAUCUAAUACUGUACAAGUGCAAAAAAUCCAAGACAAGAUUGCAGGUUCACUUGAGUUUGAAUUCCAAGAAAAAGAUGAAAUGGACAGAUCCCAACGCUUGUGCAUGAGGGUAAUUCAAGAAGAUAAGAUACUUGUGAUCUUGGAUGAUGUGUGGCAAAUGCUUGAUUUUGAUGCCAUAGGGAUUCCCUCCAUUGAACAUCAUAAAUGUUGCAAGGUUCUCAUUACCACUCGAUCUGAAGCAGUUUGUACUUUAAUGGACUGUCAAAAAAUGAUUCACUUAUCAAUCUUAACUAAUAAUGAAGCGUGGGUUCUUUUCCAAAAGCAAGCACUAUUAUCUGAAGAAACUUCUAUCAGCGUUAAACAUUUGGCAAGAGAAAUUUCAGAUGAAUGCAAAGGAUUACCCGUUGCCAUUGUAGCUGUUGCUAGCAGCUUGAAGGGAAAAGCUGAGGUGGAAUGGAAGGUGGCCCUGGAUAGAUUGAGAAAUUCUAAACUCAUCAAUAUUGAAAAAGGUUUGCCAAAUCCCUACGAGUGCCUGCUGUUAAGCUAUGAUAAUUUGGACUUUGAAGAAGCCAAAUCACUUUUCUUGUUGUGUUCCGUAUUCCCUGAAGAUUGUGAAAUUCUAGUUGAAUUUUUAACCAGAUCUGCAAUAGGGCUAGGCAUAUUUGGAGAAAUUCACUCCUACGAAGGGGCAAGGAAUGAAGUGACUGCUGCUAAAAAUAAGCUUGUGAGUUCUUGCUUGCUGUUGGAUGCUAAUGGAGGAAAAAUUGUCAAAAUGCAUGAUGUAGUUCGAGACAUAGCCUACUGGAUUGCAGAGAAUGAGAAUAAGAUAAUUAAGUGUGCGUUGGAAAAAGAUGUAACUUUGGAACACAAUUCUGUAAGAUAUCUAUGGUGUGAGAAAUUUCCAAAUGAUUUGGACUGUUCCAAUCUUGAGUUUGUGUGCAUACAUACAUAUUUGGAAGUAUCAGAUGAAACCUUCAAUGAAAUGAAAAUGCUUAGAGUUUUGUUUCUUUCAAAUAAGGCUAGGUAUAGAAGGCCAUUGUUGGCAAUGUCGUUAAAAUCGCUGAAAAAUCUUCGUUGCAUGCUCCUAAGUAAAUGGGAAUUAGGAGACAUCUCAUUUGUGGAUGAUAUGAAGAAACUGGAAAGUCUUACCUUGCGUGAUUGCUCAUUCUUUGAGUUAACUAAUGUUGUGGUUACACAAUUAACAAAUUUGAGAUUGUUGGAUUUGUCAGAAUGUGACAUGAAAAUAAGUCCUUUUGAAGUGAUUGGAAGACACCCACGGUUAGAAGAACUGUACUUUACUGAUCAUAGAUCAAAAUGGGAUUUUUACAAUGAACACGCUGCUGAAUUCUUCCAAGAGUUUAGAGUCCCCCAAGUAUUACAAAGGUAUCAUAUACAAUUAGGAAUCAUGUUUGCAGGUUUCCAAGAAGAGUUGCCUAAUUGUCACAGAAAUUUAUUACUUAGUUAUUUGGAUACCUCUAAUGGAGCAGUUAGAGAUUUAGCCAAAACGGCAGAGGUUUUGUGUCUAGCAAAUAUUGAGGGAGGUGCAAAAAAUAUUAUCCCUGACAUAUUUCAAAUACAAGGAGGUACCGAUCAUUUGAUAAAGCUUUUCAUACGUGACUCUGAAGAGAUAGAAUGUUUGGUUGACACUAGCCAUCCUUUGAGUGAGGUAGGAGCUCUUUUCUCCAAAUUGCAUUGGCUAAGAAUUGAGCACAUGAAGCAUUUGAGAGCCUUAUACCAUGGUUCUCUGCCUCCUGGUGUGAAUUUUGAGAAAUUAGAGGAGCUAUAUUUAAGUCAUUGUCCAAAGUUGACAUGCCUGUUCACACUUGAGGUUGCUCAAAAUCUGGUACAUAUGAAAAAGUUAGAAAUGAUAUCCUGUCCAGGACUGAAGCACAUAUUGACUGAUGAUGAUAGAGAGGAGAUAACUUCAGAUGAUAAAAAGAUGUUGUUCCCAAAAUUAAAACAACUCCAUGUCAAAACAUGUGACGCGUUGGAAUAUUUAAUCCCUAUCACUUUUGCUGGGGGACUUGUACAAUUAGAGUGUUUGGAAAUUGUAUGCAAUAGUGAGUUGAAAUACGUGUUUGGUCAAUGCACAAAUGGAGCUCACCUGGUUGGUCAGAAUCAAAAUGAACUCAAGAUCGACCUUACUUCCCUAGAAGAGCUUACUCUUAAUGCCUUGCCAGACAUCAUUAGCAUUUGCCCUGAAGUUUGUUGUGUAACAUGGCCAUCUCUUCGGCAGUUUAGUGUGCAAAAUUGUCCAGGAUUCUCCAUCGUGUCUAUCAAUACUUGCUUGGCUUUACAUAACAAUCAGAUAAUUAAUGAAGCUUCACAUCUAACAGUGCAGCAUAUAAAGGAAGUUCGGGUCAAUAACUGUGAGUUAGAAGGUGUCAUUCAGCUGGCAGAACUAUCUGUUGAUGGAAAACAAGAUUCUUUGACAUCUUGUUUGGAAAUGUUGUAUUUGGAGAAUCUACCUCAACUGAGGUAUAUAUGUAAAGGUGAUAUACAGUUCAUAAACCUCCUCCAAAAUCUUCAACAAAUGGAGGUAAGUGGAUGUAGAAAAUUAAAAUCCGUCUUCUCAGCCUAUAUCUCAGGAGGCCUACCCCAACUGAAAGCACUGAAGAUAGAAAACUGCAAUCAGCUAGAACAAAUCAUUGAAGAUAAGAAGCGCAUUAUGUUGCUUCUGUUUAACUACUUUCCAGGGUCAUUCAAUAUGCCCAACCUUACAAGGCUAAUGGUAAAAUCGUGUCCACUCUUGGGUCCAUUGUUCACAACAUCCACUGCUAAAACCUUGACCUCAUUGGAAGAACUGAUAAUACAAGACUGCCAUCGUGUGGAGCAUAUACUAGUUCAAUAUGAUCAUGACUUUCAGAGUUAUAUGACAGUGUUUCCAAGUUUGAAAAAGUUGAAUGUUAUGAGAUGUCACUUAUUGCAGUAUAUAUUCCCCGUCUCAUUUGCCAAAGGUUUGGAGCAAUUGGAAACCAUAGAAAUUAGAGAGACUCCUAAAUUGAUAUAUUUAUUUGGUCCAAACAUUCAUUCUUCCCAUCAAUACCUAAACAAGAUCCAAAUUGAGUUUCCUGUUUUGAAAAAAAUCACACUCCAUAGUAUACCAAAUAUGAUCAACAUUUGCCCAGAAAAUUAUUAUGCAACAUGCCCAUCUUUACAACUGCUUGUCAUGAACGAUGUUGGGUUGCCCACUCUGUUUAUCAAUAAUUUGAUGGAUGAUUCAGUAGCUACCCAGUCAAAUCAUAGUUCUAUAAUGGUACGAGAUUCAGGGACAACCACUGUGACGAUUAAGCAAAAGUUAGUGACUGUUACUAUUGAGAAUAGUUCCAAACUUAAAGAUGUUUUCCAUCUUGAAGAAUUUCCUAUCAAUGGGAAACAAGUGACUUUGUGUUUAGAAGUUCUAAAGUUAUUCGAUUUACCGGAGCUAAGGUAUAUAUGGACAACUACCAAACAGUUUGUGAGCCUUCAAGUUCAUCUUCAUAAACUACACAUUUGCAAUUGUCCAAAACUAAAGGCUAUCUUCUCUACCUCUGUCUUGAGAAUGCUACCUCUGUUGAAGAUCCUAGUUGUAGAGCAUUGUGAGGAAUUGGAGCAAAUCAUUGAGGAUGAUAAAGAAAAUGAAAAUGUCUCAAAUCCUCAAUCCCCAAAAGUAUGCUUCUCACAACUUAAGUUCCUUCUUGUCACACAUUGCAACAACUUGAAGAAUCUAUUCUUUAUCUCCAUCUCCCACGAGUUUCCAGAACUAGAGUAUCUAAUUCUAAAUCAUGAUUCUCAUCUUAUGCAAGUGUUUGAAGGUGAAGCAGGUGUGAGAGAAGGGAGGGUGGAGGUUUUACUUCCAAAACUGAAACAUGUAGUAUUAAUACAACUUCCAAACCUCAUAAAUAUCUGUCAAGGGAUUGAGUUUCAAACUAUGAUUAAUCUUCUUGUACACAAUUGUCCAAAGUUCUCACUAACUUCAACAACAAUUGCUGAGGACAUGCUACAAACCUCUAAUUCCGAUAAGGAAAUUGAUUUCUAUCUCCGUCCUCACUUACUCAACAUAAGUGGUAUCAUAACCAAGGGCCAUGAGGUCCUUACAUCAAAGAAAGACGACAAAGGGAUACAAGACUUACAGUCAUGGGAACAAAAAUUGCCACUCAUUCCUUUACCAAACUUGACAGAGAAUUUUGAAGAAGCUAAAACAACCAUUAUUGGUGAUGUUCCAGCAUCAGUGAUACCAACUUCUGCUUCAAUACUGAGCAGGGAAGCUCUAACUUCUUCAUCGACUUGUCUAUAUAACAUACCUUUGAAUAGUAUUGUGAGAGUUGCAGAAGACGGAACCGUAUCAAACAAUGCCAAUAUGGUUACUUCGUCACUGCAUUCCGACUUUGCCAGCUCACAGUUAGGCCAAUUAGUUACUUCUCAAAGUAAAUCGUAUCUACAUAGUGAAAUUGGGCUCGGCCAUACUGAGAAAUACAGUGCUAAAGAAAGUGAAAGUCAUCCUAUAAAUAUUCUAGACUUGGAGGCCAAUGAUCUCAUCAGGGUAGUUCAACCUGCUGAGGAAGAUGGUGAAGCCCAAAUAACCACUUCUUCUAUUUAUGUUGUCGCUGGCACUGCAAAGCAUCGUUGCACUGACAUAGUUGUAAAGGCCCUUGUUGAGCUGGAAGAGUGUCUAAAGAUGCCUCUAAAGGACAUAGCUAGCUUUGAGGCUAACAGCCUUCGCCUUUUGACAGCUCUUAACUUCUUGUCCCACCUUCCUUUGCAAGAUGUAACUCUCUCAGAUGAACUUAAAGCAAUUAUAGACUCUAUAAACAAAGAGUUCCCAAGCAUUCUAUGUUCCUUCAAGCAAGCCUUUGCUAUUACCAACAAGCUGGGAGCGCUUGAAGCUCAUUGGAAUGAGUUAGCUGUUACUCUUGUUUCCAAAAUUUCCGAGGCAAAGAAUUUUAUGGAUGAAGCUCAGCAGAAGGAAACAGUUUUGAAGGAACGAAUAGUUAGGUUGGAGAAAGAAUUAAAAGAUUGCCAGGCUAACCUAUCAUCUCUUCAAGAGAAAAAGAAGAAAUGCAUUGCAGAAACUAUAGAGUACAAAGAGAAGAUUGAAAAUAUGAGGCAAGACAAGUCUCAAAUGAUGGAAGAUCAAAGAAAAGUUCGGGAAGAAUUAUUUGAAGUUGGUUAUAGAUGGUCGACUCUUUGUAGUCAAUUUGAGCACCACCGCAUUGUUGCUAGAGUUCCCUCUUGA
Molecule: messenger RNA, 5856 nt
Organism: Abrus precatorius (Indian licorice)
Lineage: Eukaryota; Viridiplantae; Streptophyta; Magnoliopsida; Fabales; Fabaceae
Exons: 8
Coding region: 1-5856 (1951 amino acids)
Molecular function (GO): ADP binding
Source: RefSeq, a predicted model, not a curated record